UCGAAACCUCAACCUUAUCGGCCUUCCCUACCGACAGUUCUGCAUCCGAUUAGGGCAAUUACCCCCAGGAAGAAAUAAACCCUGAAAAUCAAACCACGUUUUCCUCAUCCCCGUCACCUCUUUUUUGUAUUAGCUUAGAGCCAGAGCCAGGAGGGAACAAUGGCGGAUGCUAGUCAGGGUCAGGGAGAAGAAAUUCCUCCGAAUAUGACUUUAUACAUCAACAAUCUGAAUGAGAAGAUCAAAAUCGACCAGUUGAAGAAGUCGUUGCACGCCGUGUUCUCACAAUUCGGAAAGAUACUGGAUGUGUUAGCAUUCAAGACGCUGAAACACAAAGGUCAAGCUUGGGUUAUAUUCGAGGAUGUUAGCUCCGCUACCAAUGCUCUUAGGCGAAUGCAGGGCUUUCCCUUUUAUGACAAGGAGAUGAGAAUACAAUAUGCAAAGACUAAAUCAGAUAUAAUUGCAAAAGCAGAUGGCACUUUUGUACCCCGAGAGAAGCGGAAGAGGCAUGAAGAAAAGGGAGGGAAGAAACGGAAAGAGCAAAUUGAUCCGAAUCAAGCAGCUGGAGGUUUGAAUCCAGCUUACGCGGGUGCUUAUGGUGCAAUACCUCCUCUAUCACAAUUACCUUACCUGGGUGCUAGACCAAUUGUGCCGGAAGCUCCUGCGCCACCAAAUAGCAUUCUGUUUAUUCAGAAUCUUCCUCAUGAUGCGACCACAAUGAUGCUGCAAAUGCUCUUCAAUCAAUACCCUGGUUUAAAGGAUGUUAGAAUGGUGGAAACAAAGCCAGGUAUUGCCUUCGUGGAGUAUGAAAAUGAGAUGCAAUCAACAGUUGCGAUGCAGGCACUACAAGGUUUCAAGAUGCAGCAAAACCAGAUGCUGAUUACCUAUGCAAAAAAGUAGAUGGAAAGCUCGAAAUAGUCCUUUUUCUCUUGCAUCCAACUUGAGAAGAAGGCCAUGUGUAUGGAACAUGGAUGAUGGUCAAUUAGAUAGCUAUUGCCAUCAAAUCUAAUAGUUGUUUUGUGACAUGUUCUCUUUAACUAGGGCUUCAUGUUUAUGUUUUAAUCUAUGGAUUAUUAUUAAACUCUC
Messenger RNA from Hibiscus syriacus, 1083 nucleotides. Its product is annotated as U1 small nuclear ribonucleoprotein A-like. Gene Ontology annotation, biological process: mRNA splicing, via spliceosome. Gene Ontology annotation, molecular function: U1 snRNA binding. The transcript has 5 exons. The record is from RefSeq and is a predicted model, not a curated record. The coding region runs from base 160 to 897 and encodes 245 amino acids. NCBI's taxonomy places the organism in Eukaryota, Viridiplantae, Streptophyta, Magnoliopsida, Malvales, Malvaceae. Gene Ontology annotation, cellular component: U1 snRNP.